GUUGUCUGACCCAAAUGACAAUCCGUAGACGUGAGUGAGGCGUGCUUAGUAACGUUCACGUAGCGUGGUGAUGCGGUAAGGGUGAAUGUACUCAUUAAUGUGAGGUCAAAAUAACGAAUACAGGUAAAGAAGAAAAUAAAACAAAAAAAGAACGCAAUACAAUUUUGGUUUGAACAAACGUGUUUUGACUAGUUUAUUACUAAUGCUGUAUAUGUAUACAAAUUAUUUUGAACAAAGAAAGUUACAUCACCAUACAUCAACUGGAUAGAGCAUUGGACGAGUAGUCAGAUUACAAACAAGGUGGAGGAUACAAAAGAAAAGCCCCUCAGGAUGGCCAGUGUGCUCUGUAAUAGAGCCAGGCUGGUGACCUACCUUCCAGGGCUUCAUGUACUGGUCGGGAGGAUAGCAGGAACCAGAACCUUUUCUGCUGCAGGAUCUUCUGGUUCUGAUGAACCUUAUAUUGCUGUUUCACCAUUUGACAUGGGUCAAAGAACAGUGUGGCCUGAUGAGAAAAUGGGCCCAUUUGGACCUCAGGACCAGCGUUUUCAGCUGCCUGGAAACGUAGGGUUUGACUGUCACCUGGAGGGUACUGCUGAUCCGAAGACAAGAGUGCACAAGACUGUACCGGAUGUUCCAACUGAGCCCUUAAACAGCGAGAGACACGAGUUUAUAAUGGCACAGUUUGUGAAUAGGUUUCAGGGAAAUGAUGCUGCUCCCAGACCCCAGCAGGUCAACAAGGCAGAACAAUAUUUUGAAAAUGCACAUGUGGAAUGCGCAAUACAAACCUGCCCAGCGCUGCUAAAAAAAGACUUUGCAUCAAUGUUUCCAGAGGCCCCUGCCAACAAUAUGACUGUUUUAACAGUAACUCAGAAAACCAAAGCAGACAUGACCUCCUGGUGUGAAGAAGUGGAUGACGAGCGAGAACAGCUACUAGAAAAAUUUGUCAAUGGUGCCAAGGAGAUUUGUUACGCCCUUCGGACGGAGGGAUACUGGGCUGAUUUCAUAGACCCUUCAUCAGGCAUAGCGUUCUUUGGAUCAUACACAAACAACACACUCUUUGAAACAGAUGAACGUUACCGUCAUUUGGGCUUCCGCAUUGAGGACCUGGGCUGUUGCAAAGUCAUUCGGCACUCACUUUGGGGAGCACAUGUGUUUGUGGGGAGUCUGUUCACAAACGCACCUACAGAUAGCCUUGUCAUGAAGAAACUACAAGGAUAACUGCUUUGUGAUGGAUACGGGGCAUAUCCCUAUGUGUAUCCUCAGUAAUUGAUAUUCUUGAUAAGCAAGCGAUAAGCACUUUUUUUUCUCUUCUUUUUUAGAUUUUCAAACACCUAUUCAACCCAUAUGCAGGAGAAUGUUUCUUUCCUUAGGAUUUAAGUCUUGAGUUUAAAAAAACCUCAAGUAAUAUUUAUUUUAGCUUACGGAAAUAUGGACAAAAGGUAAUUAUAUGUAUGUUUGAAAUGAAUACGUUCAUUAUUGUAUUAAAGAGUAUAGGUAUCCCAAGAGUCUCAUACACGCCAAUCACAUACUGUUCUUGCCAAGUUUAAAUAUGUUUGAGGUUUUAAAUAGUCUAACCAUUUGUAAACUGUGUACAUAAAGAAACCCACUACUAAUCGGGGGAGGAUUUAAUACUUUAUACAAAUCAACCAUAUUGAUACAAAGGAGCAACUGACUGGAGUCUUGCUUUCAAUGUAAAAAAAAAAAAAAAAAAAAGAGACAUGCACUGAACACUCAUGGAAGCUUUAACUGGCUGACAAAAAUACAUUUCUCAGUCUAGUAAAAUGGGAACAAUUUGGGUUUUUUUUUUUAUUAUUAUUAUUAUUAUUAUUUAUUUCUUAGCAGACGCCCUUAUCCAGGGCGACUUACAAUUGUUACAAGAUAUCACAUUAUACAUUAUUUCACAUUAUACAGAUAUCACUUUUUUUUUUUUUUUUUUUUUUUACAUACAAUUACCCAUUUAUACAGUUGGGUUUUUACUGGAGCAAUCUAGGUAAAGUACCUUGCUCAGGGGUACAACAGCAGUGUCCCCCCACUAGGGAUUGAACCCACAACCCUCCGGUCAAGAGUCCAGAGCCCUAACCACUACUCCACACUGCUGCCCCGCAAAGUAGCAUAUUUAUUUAUUUUGUGAAAUUGCUGUAGAUUCAAUUGUCAAAGCAAUGUACCACUUGUAAACUUCAACUUCUAAAGCCAAUAUUCAGUGUUCCCUUAUUUUACAAUCAGGGUAAGACCAUAUUCUUUCUUUAAUUAAAAUGUGAUAUAUGAGAUUCACCUUAAAUGAUAAAAAAAAAAAACAUUUUCACUGGGGGUUUUAUACAUGUGAGAUAGAAACAGCUUUAGAUUAGGGUCAUAAGCUGUUUUACAUUAAUAUACAAUAUGGUUGAAUGAGAAUGGAUUAACUUGAAACUGUACCUUAGUGCAAUUUUUAAGACAGCUUUUUAUCUGGAGAGCUUUGAAAAACAAACAAUAAACCUCUUGUCCCAAA
Molecule: messenger RNA, 2485 nt
Organism: Acipenser ruthenus (sterlet)
Lineage: Eukaryota; Metazoa; Chordata; Actinopteri; Acipenseriformes; Acipenseridae
Product: cobalamin trafficking protein CblD-like
Exons: 8
Coding region: 331-1218 (295 amino acids)
Biological process (GO): cobalamin metabolic process
Cellular component (GO): mitochondrion
Source: RefSeq, a predicted model, not a curated record